CAUGAAGGGCAGCUGUGAUAGAAAUUGGAAACGAGGAUCAUUUCGGAGCAAGACAAAAAGAAUAGAUAAUAUCCAAAUCCUGCACUCUCCAUUGUAUCGGUGCCCUUUUGUUUUGAAUUUUGAACCAAGAAAACGAUAGUAUGGCGAACGUGACGGAUCCUCUCAUCAAGUCCAUACAGGGCUCGGACCCCCAGAACCUGAUGGAGUACAUCACCCGGCAAAAGAUUUACGACAGCCGGUUUUGGAAGGAGCAAUGUUUUGGGUUGACGGUAGCGGACGUCAUGGAGCGAGCCGUCGAGACCCUGACCUGCGUCGGCGGAACAUACAGCGGGAUGGGGAAACCAACGAAAUUCUUGUCGCUGGUCCUGAAGCUCUUGCAGCUCCAGCCCGAUUAUGAACUCAUUCGAACCUUCCUUGAACAAACCCACUUCAAGUAUCUCAGGGCGCUGGGUGCCUUUUAUCUGAGACUGACCGGACGGCCUCAGGACAUUUACGAACUGCUGGAUCCCCUGUAUGCCGAUUAUUCCAAGCUGAAAUACCGUGGUGUCAACGAGUGGAAAUUGGUCCACCUCGAUGAAUUCGUAGACGAGCUCCUGACGAACUCCUUUUGCUGCGGAAUUGCCAUGCCUAGGCUUCCUGCGAGAGAGACACUCCAAGAGGCUGGAUACCUUGAAGAAGGCCCGCGGCGGACGGCUCUGCACGAUGCCUUGACACGGGCGGGAGGUAUCAAGGAAUAUCUAAGGAUCAAAGUCGACGAAGAAGCGAGCGCACGGAAGAGCGGGAUCAACGAUGCCGUUAAUGAUAGCGCUUUCGGUGGGGCCAUUUCGUUGUGGGAAAAGCGAUAUGGAAAACUCAAACCAAUCGAGCGGGGGGAAGACGAUGAAAAUGGAAACACGAAUGAGAACUUGGAAAGUACUAGAGAUAAUGAAGUCGUGGGGGGAGACAAUCACGAAACAGAAAGCGAACGCGGCACGGGUCAAAACAACAGUGAGGGACGACUAGGAAAACGAAAAGCCGCAGACACCGAUGCAGAUAGUGUGGAGGCAAAAAAGAAGAAAAAGAAAGAGAAGAAGAAAUCAUCAAAGUACGGUUCCUUGUUCAAAUCAUCUGCGGUGGACAGUUCCAAAAACAGUAAUUCUAUGCUUCCCAAGGACGAAGAAGGAACGCAAAGCAGCAAGUCCGUCGAUCAAAACAGUGAUGAAUACUGGAAUGAGCUGCGAUCGUCUUUGGGCAUGAAUCCAUUGAAGAAAUAGAUCUGUCUCGUACUUGAGUGCUCGAUCGGUCAAUUGUCGAUUGACUAUGAGUGCUAGCUGCACUGUACGUGUACGUGCAAAUGCAUUUGAACAGCGCAUGAGAAAAACUAUAGAAAAGACUAUUAAUAUUUUUCAACAUGUGGUUGUUUUUGGUUCCUAUGCUCUGUCUAGCAAAUCUGUACGGUACGUACCAUAUUCGAAAUCAAAAAGGCAGCAAAUGGGUAUCGUAGAGUCGUCAUCGUCGUUUGCAAAUGGGCAAAGAAGCUCGACGGGUGACAGCCUCUCAAAAUUCUCGGUGGCGAAAUAUUUUCGUAUUCGUUCUGGUAGUUGUUUGGCUUGUACGUACCGUACUUAUACAAUCUAGUGAACAGAUGAAACGGCCGGACAAGUAGUACGCAAUCAAAUGAAAGUGAUGAUGUGGCAACAAACAAUUUCAUAAAGUACACGGCCAUAGCUAAAACUAUGGCAUCCUACACGGAAAAAAUAUUUUUUUCGAAAAGUUACUGCUGUAUUGUUUUUUUUGUUACUUUGACCUAUUGUUACAUAUUACAGUGCUUUAAGAACUUGCGUCCCUUUGCUCAAAAAGUCAUCCAAGGUCAAACAGCUGGCACAAACAAAUCGAUAAACAGCGCAAAACAAAAUUGCACUCGACCAUGCCAACAACCUGAGAUGAAACUUUUCCUGGAGCAGUUGAUUUGCCACAUAUUCUGUCCGUAUUGCGACGGCAUACAGCAAUACUGGCGACCCGAGCUCGCCGCUCAUUCGGCGAUCUUUUUUGUACUUGUCGUCGACAAGUUUAAUGAUCAAAUCUACCACCAAUCGCCAUCACAAACGAUCUCACACUUUUCGUAUUGAUAGUAACCUCCAGAUUUUCCAGCCUUGCCUCCGUAUGGUUGUUGUCCUAGAUUUCUAGCUUUGCCUUUUGUCUUUCCGUAAUGUUUGCCUCCAUCGUGUCCGCUCUUUCCUCCCUUGCUUCCGUAGUAUCCGGGUCCAUAGUAUCCGUAGUUUUUGGGUCCAUAGUAUCCCUUUCCUCCCUUUCCUCCGUAGUAUCCAUAGUACUUGGGUCCAUCGUAUCCGUAGUUAAUGGGUCCGGGUCCGUAGUAUCCCUUUCCUCCCUUUCCUCCGUAGUAGUCACCUCCGUAUCCAUAGCAGACCUCGUAACAUCCUUCAGAAGGGUAGGCAGGUGGGUAGUAACCUCCGUACUUUCCACCGUCACACACAAUUUCGCACUUUUCAUAUCCAUAGGAUCCGGACUUUCCUCCCUUUCCUCCGUAGUAUUUCUUGCCGUAACCGGGUCCGUAGUAUCCGUAGUAUCCGGACUUUCCUCCCUUUCCUCCAUAGCCUCCUGAUCCGUAGCAUACCUCAUAACAGCCUUCGCCAUGGGAUGGGUAGGCAGGUGGGUAGGCAGGUGGAUAGGCAGGACCGCCACAGUCGCAGCCGUGUCCGUAGCCCUUGUAACCCUUUCCUCCCUUGUAACCCUUUCCUCCCUUGGCACCUUUUCC
Molecule: messenger RNA, 2755 nt
Organism: Pseudo-nitzschia multistriata
Lineage: Eukaryota; Bacillariophyta; Bacillariophyceae; Bacillariales; Bacillariaceae
Source: the annotation of a GenBank genome assembly